Cantharellus anzutake is the source of this 996-nucleotide messenger RNA. RefSeq lists its product as uncharacterized. The transcript has 8 exons. Lineage: Eukaryota; Fungi; Basidiomycota; Agaricomycetes; Cantharellales; Hydnaceae. The record is from RefSeq and is a predicted model, not a curated record. The coding region runs from base 1 to 996 and encodes 331 amino acids.
AUGGUUCAUGCUACUCAGCAAACCAAGUACGAAAGCAAAUUGUCUUCAAGUUUUCGGCACCAAAAAAAAACGCGAAAGCCCAUGUUCUUGAACGCAUGGGCACAUGCCAAGGCUCAGGCACGUCGAAAAAAGGAAGAUGCAUUGCCAAACCUCCCAUAUUCUAAGGACUACCUUGAACUUCUUGAUGAGAUCAAUAAUGAAGGCAUCACAUUCGAUGAAGUCUUGAACCCGCAGACUCCGAUGGAUGAGCACCACAUGCAAGUCAUCAUGGAUGGAGUCAUCGUCAAACGGGAAAAUCGGGCACUGAAGGAGAAUCCUAUCUCACCCAAACUCUCCACACAAUGCAUGGCACUGCAUGCCCAUGAUCAGCUCAUCCAGAUUUCGCCAGAGGACCUAAUGAGGGAAGCAGGCAGAGACUGGUCCAGUGAUGAUUUGUUCGUGCCGGUUGUGUGGGCAUCAGAGAAGGCCAAGGAAUACUGGUUGGGGAUAGCGAACAAGAAGUUAUGGCAGCAUGCCUGGCUCAUGGAGGCAUACUGCGUUGGCACACUAAACAAUGUUGUGAAGGUUCACAAGGAAGGGGCAGGGUCGUUGUGUACUCAGAUGAAGGAGUGGACUAAAUCUGAACUACGUGGUGAGAUAAUUGAGCCGAUGAAUUCCGUCGUCGCACAUCUCCAAGAGGUGAUCAGUGGGUGGAAGAGUGGAAUGAUUCGUUGGAUUACGUUGACUGCAGAAGGAAUUGAACAGCAGAAUGCAGAGCUUUCUCGUCUAGAGCUCAAAGCAGCCCAAGCCCAGGCUGGAAACAGCAGUGACAGUGCGCGGGCUAACAUGGUCGCGAGUGAAAGGGGUAUAUGCACGGAUGAUAGUGUGGCACUGGCACAACCAAGAAAGAACUGCAAGGUGCCUGCAAAUGCGCAGCCACGGAAAUCCUGCGACGAAACGCCUUGCACAGCAACGAGAAAGAAAGGGGGAUGGGAAUGCCUGGACAAUGAGAUCUGA